Gigantopelta aegis is the source of this 1048-nucleotide messenger RNA. Its product is annotated as factor V activator RVV-V alpha-like. Gene Ontology annotation, molecular function: serine-type endopeptidase activity. NCBI's taxonomy places the organism in Eukaryota, Metazoa, Mollusca, Gastropoda, Neomphalida, Peltospiridae. The transcript is spliced from 6 exons. Gene Ontology annotation, biological process: proteolysis. Bases 172 to 873 code for a protein of 233 amino acids. The record is from RefSeq and is a predicted model, not a curated record.
AUUCGGACACGCACGUGCAGCGGGACGAGUUGUCCGUCAAACACUGAUUUGGAGAGAAGCACGUGCAGCACCCAGACGUGCAGUGAAACCACGCCAGGCUGUGGGCGUACGAUCCCUUCUUCGUUACGAAUACUGUCAGGGGAGACAACACAGGCUUGUAAAUAUCCCUGGAUGGUCAACUUUGCUCUGUAUACACUGAGUAGCGGUCUGAUUGGAAAUUCAUGCGGUGGCGUUUUACUUUCCAGUACUGCUGUGUUAACGCAAACUGCUUGUAUUAAAGACAUGUUAACAUACACUGGAAGUAGUUUAAGUAGUUUGAAUGAAGGUGACCUAUCUAUAGUGGCUGUAGUUGGUGAUCACAGGACAAACGUACGGGACGACCACCAACAAAGCAGACUCGUUACCAACGAUUUAACAGUAUCUAAAGGUGAAGUGAUGAUCGUGCGACUGGACCCUCCUGUACGGUAUACUGACUGCGUGAUGCCCGUCUGCUUACCGGAAGUGGACACAGUCUUUGGUGAACAGUGUACAGUGGCAGGAUGGGGACAAACGAACACUAGGUCACCUUGGUCCGAUGUUCUCCUCGACCAUCACGUGACCUUGAUGAGUCAUAAAACGUGUGACGCGGUAUUCCGGUUCCUCAACAACGAGACACUUCCGGCGGACUACCUGUGUACUGAUACACAGAGAGACGGAAUGGCAACGUGCUCUGGAGACCAGGGUGGGAUGCUGAUGUGUAAAGAUGAGAGAUCAGAAUCAGAAAUGCUGGCUGGAAUUACAAACUCCACGGAAUGUACUGCCAACAAGCCAAGUACAUACAUCGACAUUGUGCCAUACCUAGCCUGGAUACGCGACACUCUGCGUGCGAUUUAAACUGACAAGAGAAACAACUUAACUUUACAUGACAUGUAUAAUUAUACUAGUGUUAUAACUGCUCUGUAAGCUGAAUUUAAGGGGGUGGGAAUUACAAAAGAAGAAGAAGACAUAGGUAGUCUCCAUUGAUCGAAAGCAAUUACUAAUGUUGAAAAAUAAAUCUUAUAUUGUGUGA